This is a messenger RNA of Chrysemys picta bellii (western painted turtle), 658 nucleotides long. RefSeq names its product pancreatic progenitor cell differentiation and proliferation factor (gene PPDPF). Gene Ontology annotation, biological process: cell differentiation; multicellular organism development. Lineage: Eukaryota; Metazoa; Chordata; Testudines; Emydidae. The record is from RefSeq and is a predicted model, not a curated record.
CUGCGGCGGCGCUGCCUCUGAAAUCCCGUAGACCUUGGGCUGUGUUUUGUGGACGUGGAGUGCACUCCCAGUAUCUCCUUUGCAAAUGGGCUCUGUGGCCUAGCGUUUACUCCCCUGAGCCUCGCCACCUGUGAUCUCAAGCCGUGAAGGUGCUGCUGGCAGCAGCGCUGAAAAGAAACAAGGGUUGAUAUCUGUACAAGAACUAAGAUCAAGUAACAUGGCAGCAAUCCCAUCAAGCGGCUCACUUGUGGCAACCCAUGACUACUACAGAAGGCGUCUGGGUUCCACUUCCAGCAACAGCUCCUGUGGAAGUGCUGAAUACUCUGGGGAGGUUAUUCCUCACCAUCCGGGUCUUCCCAAGUCUGACCCCGGUCACUGGUGGGCUAGCUUCUUUUUUGGAAAGCCAACCCAUCCCAUCAUGACAACUGUGUCAGAAUCCCCGGAGAAUUCAGGAACUUUCCAGGUGGCCAACGGCAUGAUCACUUGUGGCCUGGCUCAGGAAGUAAUGAGGAAGCGCCACGCCAGUGAGCCUAGCAAACCGAGCGCUGGGCCGUCUGCGUGAACAGGCUGGCACAUCUCCCUGCUGCCCGCCUGGUUGCUGCUUCUGAUCCAAACGCUAGGAGUCAGAGCCCAUUUUCCACUCCCCUUCCCCGUAGAG